GCAUGGGUGGCGAUAUUUUCCCCGAUUCGAGGAUGUGACGUUAAAUGUGUCGGACCUCUCAGGAAAUGUGUUGUGUCUUCAUUUUAAAAUCCAAGGUACACGGGAGAUGAAGGUUAAAAUCAAGCAGUGGAACGGCGUGGCAUCCUGGCUGUGGAUGGCCAAUGAUGAGAACUGUGGGAUCUGCAGAAUGUCUUUUAAUGGCUGUUGCCCAGAUUGUAAGGUUCCUGGAGAUGACUGCCCAUUGGUCUGGGGCCAGUGCUCCCACUGCUUCCACAUGCACUGCAUCCUCAAAUGGCUCAACUCCCAGCAGGUCCAGCAGCAGUGCCCCAUGUGUCGCCAGGAGUGGAAGUUCAAAGAAUGAGCUCAUCCGGAGAACGUCACUUGAAUGCCUUUCAAAUACUGAAACUGAUGCGUCACAGAGGAUUGUAGGGUUUCGGAAUACAUAUGCUUCUCUUUUUUGUUGUACAUUUACAGAUACUUUGUUUUUCUCUGAGGCUGUCAAAGUUUGUUUUCUAUGGAGGGGGGUGUGAAUAAAUGUGAUUAGGAUUUAAGCUUGA
This is a messenger RNA of Oncorhynchus nerka (sockeye salmon), 557 nucleotides long. RefSeq names its product anaphase-promoting complex subunit 11. The record is from RefSeq and is a predicted model, not a curated record. The transcript has 3 exons. Bases 107 to 361 code for a protein of 84 amino acids. Gene Ontology annotation, biological process: protein ubiquitination; positive regulation of mitotic metaphase/anaphase transition; anaphase-promoting complex-dependent catabolic process. Gene Ontology annotation, cellular component: nucleus; anaphase-promoting complex. NCBI's taxonomy places the organism in Eukaryota, Metazoa, Chordata, Actinopteri, Salmoniformes, Salmonidae. Gene Ontology annotation, molecular function: cullin family protein binding; zinc ion binding; ubiquitin protein ligase activity.